Solanum dulcamara is the source of this 1130-nucleotide messenger RNA. RefSeq lists its product as uncharacterized. The transcript is spliced from 5 exons. The record is from RefSeq and is a predicted model, not a curated record. Bases 241 to 885 code for a protein of 214 amino acids. NCBI's taxonomy places the organism in Eukaryota, Viridiplantae, Streptophyta, Magnoliopsida, Solanales, Solanaceae. Gene Ontology annotation, biological process: mRNA splicing, via spliceosome. Gene Ontology annotation, cellular component: U12-type spliceosomal complex.
UAUUUCUCAUCGUCCAAUUCUAAACAACUGUCCCCCUCUCUCCAUUUAUCUCAUUCCUUGUGUUUAAAGAAUGUACUCCAAUCAAAACAAAUUCUAACUCUAAUUCUCCAACAAUAAAGCAAACUAAACCAAAGCCUUUGAGAUAGAAAAGGCAGGGGACCAAAAACGGUGUUAAUGAAUCAAUGUACAAGUCAGAAAUAAGAAGAAGAUUAAUUGAGGGUUGGCAUACUAAUAUUAGUCAUGCAGACCUCAGAGAUAAUGGAAGAAGAAGAUGUCAGCCCUAAUGUUUCAUUAAAAAGGAAUGGAUCAUUUAUUUGUGUUGCAGCACCAUUGUUGUAUGAUAAGUUACCUGAGGAACCCCUUAAGCUUUCCAUCCUCAAAUUGGAUGGCUCUUCUUUUGAUAUUGAAGUGCCUAGAAAUGGUAACGUGGAAGAUCUCAAACGGGCCGUGAUAGAGGCCUUCAGCCAUUGCAAGAUUUCAUGGUUGCAUGUAUGGGGACAUUUUUGUCUGAGCUAUGGCGGACAGAAGCUACUUUCAGAUGAUGAUUUGAUAGGAACCUACGGGAUCAAGGAUGGAGAUGAGCUUAGUUUUGUGAGACAUGUAGCCAUUGGUCACAAUCCAAAAAUGACGCAAUCAGAAGAAGAGGACCAUCAGUUUGAUCCCAGAGUAUCCAAUGACAUUGAUGAUGAAGAGUUGAAAGGUGAAGAAGAGGAUAAUGAUCACCAAGAUGAUUCAGAGAAUGACGAAGACAACAGUUCUGAGGAUGAGAAUAAUGGGUGUGGUCUUGGCAGCUGCGAACACAGGUUAUUUCAUUUAUUUAGAGGAUUGUUCUCAUACCAGAAACUGGAAAUUUCAGAAAGGAGAAUGGAACAGAAGACGGAGUAAUGCAUGCAUCAAGAUUACCCCAUGGUUACUUAGGGAUCAGAGUUGUAACAAUAAGUAUGACUUUAAAAGAGAGGUGGAAAGCAGAACAAUAGCCAACACUUUUUGCAGUUCUAGGAUAUGAAUCAAGUUGAACAUCUAUUGUAAUCAACUCUGAUCGGAGCUCUAGACUUGUAACUUUGCAAGAACUAAUUCAAUGGGAGAAUCAUUAAAGAAAAUUUGUUAUAGAUGACAAAUAAUAUAUAGGU